AUCAAGUAGAUGAAUGACUUUUAUUCUUAUUCCUUAACAGCGAGGUCCUAUUUAAAUGAAUCAACCUUGCAACGCUCAACAAAUUAACAUCUAGCUGUAAAAAUACUACUUCUGCAUUUUUUCAUAUUAGGAAUUAUCGGCGAGGCCAGUAAUAAUGGAGACCCGAAUUUUGCUUCUUCUUGUUUUAUUUGCUUGCGGUUUGCCAGCGGAGGGAUGUAUUAGAAGCUGUUCAUUUCACAUAGUUCAAAUAAGAUGCAGAGUGGGACGGUCUGCAGACAAUGAAGAUAAUGAGAUACAGAUAACGGGUUCUAAAAAGAAGGAAGCACAUUUCAGCAUCGCGCUUAGAGGUGAUCCUUGUAGUUUCAAUUCCUAUGACGCCGAUCGAGACGGGACGAUAACUAAAGAGGAACUACUAGCUUUAUUCUGUGAAAAUGAGAGGACUGAAGACCUGUAUUCGGAGUUAGAUAUAAUAACUGAAGAUGGAGUUAUUAAACCUGACGAGUUUUAUUCAAAGGCACCUCUUAUCAUAGCUGAAUGUUCCAACUCUGACAAGACAAGUGACCUUAAAGUGGAAUAAAACAGAUUGAAAGAAUUUGCAGAAUAGGUGAACAAAGCAAUAUGCAUGAACUACUGACCGAUGACUCUGAUGUAUAUUUAAGAAAUAAUAAGUUCCCUGUAGGCCUGAGUGAUAUAUUGUUUCGCAUAAGAACGAAACACUCGGGUUAUUCUACUAUAAAUCACACUUGGGAACUUAUUAUUUCAAUUCUAACACGACAUACUCGUAUCAACAGUGUUAGAAAAUAAUGGUAACUACUUUUUACGACCGUGCUACGCACCUAAAUCGGAUGACGUCAUUGCACGCGAGUGGUUUAUUGCAGAAUAACCCGAGAUGCUCUACAUGUAUGUAGGUUAUUUGCUGGUCGUGUUAGAAUAUGUUUUAAUCAGCUUGCUUUAUUGCUACGGCGGCCGAUAUGACUGAUAUUUAAUGUAUUUUCAUUCAUCGCUGUGUUAUUGGUACGCCACAUUAUGCCUGGUGUUCUUUUUAUGUUUUCAUUCAGCUUGACACAAUGUGUUAUUGCUAGGUUGACCGAUAUUCCUAAUGUUUAGUUUAAGGUUAUCUCUCACCUUGUGUUAUUCGUACGCCGACUAAUAUGUCUAAUGGUUUUUAUGUUUUCAUUUAUCUUGUGUUUUUGCUUGGUCUACGUCGGCUGAUAUACAUAAUGCUACAUGUAUAACUUCAGCAAGUAUUGCAGGAAAUAGAGUGAAAGAUAUGGGUAUGAAACACCUAAAUGAAUAUACCAAAUUAAUGAUAUAUUUUGAAAUGUACGACGACAAGCACGUUACUAUUAAUGUUGCGCAUUCUGACCUACUCAAGUGUUAGCUCUGUUUUUCCAAAAGAUCUGUAUCGAUCUAUUUUUUGAGGUCUGGAUAAAUCAAUAGAAUACAAUUAAAGAUUAUAUUUGUAUAUAUGUGUAAAGCAAUCUCCGGACACAUUUAUGGCAUUGGAGAAUGAUAAAUUUCUGUCUUGGUGUGUGAUUGUUGAUGCCUAAAUCAUUAAUUGAAUGAUGAAACACAGACCUCAAGUCCGUGAAAGAAGAUAGAAGACAAAUGCUUGAAUUGAGAUGUUCAGUUUCAAAUCAGACAUCAAAUCCUGUUCAUAUUAAUUAUUUCAUGAUCUUUAAUACAUUAUAUUCCUCUUCAAAAAAGGACGCUUUGCCUGUGGAUAAAUAGAAUUUGUCAUGCUUUUAACUUUACACCGUUACAAUAGCAUGUGUAUUACGUAACUUUCGAUGUUUCUAUAUAAGAACCUUCCCAUCUGUUGAAAAAACCCAGCCACCAGGCAUUUUAUUGCUUUCGCCUUUCAAAUUAUGAUUCAGUUUGUUGAUUGACUAGUAUCAAGUAAUAAUUGACAGGAAGUAAGACAAGAAUCAGUUUUCUAUAUAAAAAUAUCGAGUUGCACUUUUUAUUGACGAAUCUUUUAUGAUGUAAUUACUAUUUCUUUUUGGUGAUGUAUCUUCAGCAUUCCGUGCUUUUUUCUACAUUUUUAUAAUAUAUUGCACAAGUUAUCAAUAAAUGCUAGAAGCGGC
Mercenaria mercenaria is the source of this 2087-nucleotide messenger RNA. RefSeq lists its product as uncharacterized. Lineage: Eukaryota; Metazoa; Mollusca; Bivalvia; Venerida; Veneridae. Gene Ontology annotation, molecular function: calcium ion binding. Bases 155 to 577 code for a protein of 140 amino acids. The record is from RefSeq and is a predicted model, not a curated record. The transcript has 5 exons.